This is a messenger RNA of Phaeodactylum tricornutum CCAP 1055/1, 1155 nucleotides long. RefSeq lists its product with no specific name. The record is from RefSeq and is a predicted model, not a curated record. Bases 58 to 1155 code for a protein of 365 amino acids. NCBI's taxonomy places the organism in Eukaryota, Bacillariophyta, Bacillariophyceae, Surirellales, Neidiaceae. The transcript has a single exon.
AUCGUCCAUUGUCAUUUUGAAGCGACUGCUACAAAAGCAGGAGAGCAAGAGUACGUCAUGGAACCUCAAGAACGACCGCUGAGGCGACGUUUGAACGGGGACAACGACGAUCACCGCGAACGCAUUCCUCGCGACGCACGGAUCGUAGCCGUUGUUCCAGAAACGCACCGAUUGCAAGAUUGGGACCAAUGGUUGCGGAACAACGCGCUGAUCUCUUCUCACGACGCCGACGCAUCGUCGACACGGAUCAAUUCCCUAGAGCUGGCGCGUUUUUCAGCCUUGACGCGCUACCAAGAAGCGGUACACGACGAGAUUUUUGCGGCAGACGAACACCAAGAAACACUCCAGCGCAACGAGCGACAAGGUGUGAUCGACUCGUACGCAAGUUUGUUGAUUGAUUUGACCGCGUCGGACGGGAUUGUUCGGGAUGUCUCGUUGCAAGUGUUGGCGUCGUCGUGUGACGCUAUUUUUGCCUGGGCAUCGUCAUGGAAGCGUUUCCACACCACCGCUACACCACACACCGACGACCGUCGCUCGUUUCCCCUGGAGCGAUUCACGUACUCGUCGGUGUUGGCCUUUGUCCACGUAGUUCAAGGCGACCAGCAGGUGGACAACCUUACGGGUGACGUGAUUGUUGAUUGUUGCCAAAUUGCUCAUUUCUUGCAAAAUUCGACCGUAUUGGACGCGACGACUGCGAUUCUGGAGGAGUCCAUUGACACAGAAAACUGUUACUCCAUUUGCCAACUAGCCGAUCAGUUGCAGCUAUCGCAACUUUUUGAAAAAUCAUUGGCCCACAUGAUGCAGACGUUAGGCGAUAUCCAGGGCAACCAGGAGGCUUGGGACGAUUUGACACCCGAACUUCGGGAUCGCAUUGUGGCCAUCCAAGCCGCCAUCCAGUCCUCGGUCCAUUCAAAUAGUCGUCUCUUUUUUUCGUCGUUGGACGAAUAUCUGGCCAUGUUUGCCGAACGGGUCCAGUAUUGCCGGGAACGUCUGGACCAAGCCAAGGAAGAGAAUUCGCACGUGACGCCCGGUUCGCACUAUCACCGAGACGUAUCCCGCAAAAUUGCACAUCAAGAGCAACGCGUACGCACUCUCCAACUGGCCUUACGGGAACAAAAGAAACUGUUCACUUCUCAAAAGGUAGUAUCACGGUGA